AUGGAUGAUGAAAGCUCUAGCUAGCUAGUAGAAGGACAGAGGAAUCUGAUGUACAAACUGGAGCACAAUUCUAUCGAUACAUAAAGGACAGAUAGAUGGAUAGAAGACAGAUAUUGGAGAAACCAUGAUGAAUCCCUUUCGACGCCACAAGAGUGACUCCAAAGUCGUCCCUCGCAUUCCCACCAGCGACAAAUUCCGCAUGCCACCGGAAGAAUAUCCCCACGAAGGAACUUGGUUGCAAUGGCCUCAUAACUUUGGUUGGGAUCCAGACCAUGUCCAGCGCUAUGAAGCCACUUGGAUUGCCAUGACACAAGCCUUGCAUACCGGAGAAAAGGUUCACAUUAUUGUCUACAACGAUGCCGAACAAGAACGAGUACAACACAUCCUGUCCCAACCACCCAAUAGUAUGGACAUGACACAGAUUGACUUUUACACAUUCCACACCGAUGAUGUCUGGGUACGAGACAAUGGUCCCAUUUUUGUAUUCGAUACUAACAGUGAAGAUGAGGAAGAACUCUGUAUUACCAAUUGGAUCUUCAAUGCAUGGGGUGGCAAGGCAGAUGAUUACUAUGACAAUUACGUCCCCCUGAAAGUGGGACAUGCCCUGGAACUGCCCGUCAUGGAUGUUCCCAUGGUGCUCGAGGGUGGAUCCAUCGAAGUGGAUGGACGUGGCACACUCAUGGCCAAACGAUCUUCCAUUCUCAAUGCCAAUCGAAACAAGGGGUGGACCCAACAAGAUGCCGAACGAUUCUUUUCACAUUACCUGGGUGUCACCAACUUUAUUUGGUUGGAUGGCAAAAAGGGAGGAUCGGAUAUUACCGAUGAUCAUAUUGAUGGCACGGCUCGAUUUGCCAAUGGAGACACCAUUGUGACGUUUUACAAGGAGGACUUUGUUGCACCCAAGGAAUACAAGAUUUUACAAAAUGCCAAGGAUGCACAGGGUCAACCCUACAAGAUGGUUCACUUGCCCUGUACCAAACACAAACUCAAACGUGUGGGCGAUUAUGGCAUUUACACCAACUUUUAUGUCGCCAACAAGGUCGUGUUGGUUCCUGCGUUUGACGAUCCCAAUGACAAGGUUGCCAUGGACAAACUGGCAAGGCUCUAUCCAACACGCCAAGCUGUGGGCAUUCCCUGUACCGAAGUUUAUCGGGAUGGUGGACUCGUACACUGCAUAACACAACAACAGCCAGCAAAGCAAAGAAAAUGAAAUCAAAUAAGUUAGUCAGUUAUUGAAUUAGUUGGUUGCUUUUUGCUUUUGCAAAUGUGGAACUGGAGUCGAGUCAGUCAAAGGAUGGAUACUUGUCACCGUUAGUUGCAACAGAUUGAUCAUUAUAGGAAUUCGUGUUUUUAUAAUUUUGGUGUCCGU
Molecule: messenger RNA, 1369 nt
Organism: Seminavis robusta
Lineage: Eukaryota; Bacillariophyta; Bacillariophyceae; Naviculales; Naviculaceae
Source: the annotation of a GenBank genome assembly